Juglans regia (Persian walnut) is the source of this 435-nucleotide messenger RNA. RefSeq lists its product as uncharacterized. Bases 1 to 435 code for a protein of 144 amino acids. Lineage: Eukaryota; Viridiplantae; Streptophyta; Magnoliopsida; Fagales; Juglandaceae. The transcript has 2 exons. The record is from RefSeq and is a predicted model, not a curated record.
AUGCAGGUCCAUGGGAGACUCAUCAUUGAUAAUGUGAUGAUUGCUUAUGAAACUUUGCACACCAUGAAGACAAGAAUGAAAGGUAAAGUGGGAAGCAUGGCUCUCAAACUAAAUAUGUCAAAAACAUAUGACAGAAUUGAGUGGAGAUUCCUAGAAGAAACUAUGAGAAAGCUUGGAUUUGGAGAUAGAUGGAUUAAGCUAGUAAUAGAGUGUGUUACCUCAAUGACUUACUCUUGUCUGAUAAAUGGGCAGCCUGAUGAGACCAUAAAGCCAACAAGAGAUGAUCGUGUUAUAUUUGGAAAGGCAACUACCAAUGAAUGGUUGAAGAUACAUGAGAUCCUGAACAAAUAUGAGAGGGUCUCGGGGCAGUUAUUGAACAAGCAAAAAACAACCACGUUUUUCUGUUCAAAUGCUGCUAUGAAUGUUAGAAAAUAG